Molecule: messenger RNA, 453 nt
Organism: Penicillium mononematosum
Lineage: Eukaryota; Fungi; Ascomycota; Eurotiomycetes; Eurotiales; Aspergillaceae
Exons: 2
Coding region: 1-453 (150 amino acids)
Source: RefSeq, a predicted model, not a curated record
AUGCUUGCUCGCACUAUUACUGGAGACCUAGACCAAUGCAACCUGUCCAUUGCGGAAUUUGAGGGAUUGCUUAUGGACAACAGCUGGUGUGGCGCAGACAAUUCUCAGUUCCGAAAUAUCAGUGUUUUCGGGCUGUAUGCCGUACUUUGUGGAUUCCCCUCAAUAAUCUUCUCUGCUCACGCAACUGGAACUAUUCAACGCCAACUACAAGUAAUAGAGCGAGCUCUGUCUAGGUGGAAAUUAAUAUGGGACCUAUUGAUCUCGCAAACACCAUCAGAGGAGCUCGAACGUGUUGGCAUCAUGAUGAGUGCUGAUGAAGUGUGGCUACUUGGGAAAGUAUUUUUGCGUAUGGAUCCCAAGGACUUCUUGGAGGGGCUAGACAGUGAUUCGAUGGAAGAUAUCGAGUCUCUAGUUAACCGCAUGAAGAAAACGGUGGCUCGAUCUGGACGAUAG